AUGCUUUUUAAUCAACAAUUCCAAAUUGAUCGUAUUUUUUCCUCUCUACUUAUUUCUGUUAUUCUCUUUCUCUCAUUGUCCCUUUCUAUCUUUAUCUAUCUUCAUUUGUCUCCCUAUAUUAGUUCCUUUCUUUAUUUCUUAUAUCUAUUCUCUCUAAAUUUCUUUCUGUCCCUCUCACUAUUUCUCUCUGUGACUCUCUUUCUGCUUUUCUCUUUUUAUCUUUCUAACACUUCCUUCAUUUGUCUCUUUAUUUCCAUUUCUCACUAUAUUUCUCUAUGUCUCUCUCACUAUUACUCUCUCUCUCCCUCUCAUGGUUCUUUUCUCUUUUUAUCUCUCCAUCACUCUCUUCAUUUGACUCUCUUUUUCUGUUCAUAUCUAUAUUUCUCUGUCCCUCCCACUAUUUCUAUCAUGCACUUCCUCUCUAUAUUUCUAUAUUUUCCUCUUGCUAUUUCUCUCUGUGACUCUCUCUCUCUCUCUCUCUCUCUCUCAUUGCCCUUUCUCUUUUUAUCUCUCUCUUCACUUGUCCCUCUCAUUUUGUUCCUCUGUAUAUUUUGUCCAUCUCACUAUUUCUCUCUGUCACUCUCAUCUCUGUCUCUGCCCCUUCCUCAAAUAUAUCACUCUCUUUUUCUAUUUAUUCUUCUUUCUGUCUCUCUGUUGGUCUCUAUUACUCUUUCUGUUCCUCUUUCUGCAUCUCUUUCUCUCUUCUUCUCUUUAUUUGUUCCUCUUUUUCUCAGUUUUCUCUCUUUUUUGAUCUCUCUCUCUUUUUAUGACUUUUAUUUAUCCCUUGUUCAAUUCCCUCUCUCUCUCUCUCUCUCUCUCUCUCUCUCUUUAAUUGUUGCUUUUUCUCUUUAUGUAUUCAUCUCUCUCUCUCUCUCUCUCUCUUUAGUUGUUGCUUUUUCUCUUUAUGUAUUCAUCUCUCUCUCUCUCUCUUUCUCUCUCUUUAGUUGUUGCUUUUUUUCUUUAUGUAUUCAUCUCUCUCUCUCUCUCUCUUUAGUUGUUGCUUUUUCUCUUUAUGUAUUCAUCUCUCUCUCUCUCUUUCUCUCUCUUUAUUGUUGCUUUUUUCUCUUUAUGUAUUCAUCUCUCUCUCUCUUUCUCUCUCUCUCUUUUAGUUGUUGCUUUUUCUCUUUAUUAUUCAUCUCUCUUUCUCUCUCUCUCUUUAGUUGUUGCUUUUUCUCUUUAUGUAUUCAUCUCUCUCUCUCUCUUUCUCUCUCUCUCUUUAGUUGUUGCUUUUUCUCUUUAUGUAUUCAUCUCUCUCUCUCUCUCUCUUUAGUUGUUGCUUUUUCUCUUUAUUUGUUGCUUUUUCUCUUUAUGUAUUCAUCUCUCUCUCUCUCUUUCUCUCUCUUUAGUUGUUGCUUUUUCUCUUUAUGUAUUCAUCUCUCUCUCUCUUUCUCUCUCUCUCUCUUUAGUUGUUGCUUUUUCUCUUUAUGUAUUCAUGUCUCUCUUUCUCUCUCUCUUUUUAGUUGUUGCUUUUCUCUUUAUGUAUUCAUCUCUCUCUUUCUCUCUCUCUUUAGUUGUUGCUUUUUCUCUUUAAUCUAUUCAUCUCUCUCUCUCUUUCUCUCUCUUUAG
Molecule: messenger RNA, 1566 nt
Organism: Acanthosepion pharaonis
Lineage: Eukaryota; Metazoa; Mollusca; Cephalopoda; Sepiida; Sepiidae
Source: the annotation of a GenBank genome assembly